AUGAAGUUGAAAGUACCCAAUCCGGGGCUGGACGACAGGAUAUUGUCCCAUCAACAGCUGGACAAGCUGGAGAAGGAAGAGGCUGGAGACAGACCUAAAUGGGACAACAAAGCUCAGUACAUGCUGACAUGUGUGGGGUUCUGUGUGGGGCUGGGGAAUGUUUGGCGUUUCCCCUAUCUGUGUCAGAGCCAUGGAGGAGGUGCAUUUAUGAUACCAUUUCUAAUCCUGCUGGUCCUUGAAGGAAUCCCACUUUUACAUCUUGAAUUUGCCAUUGGUCAGCGUUUAAGAAAGGGGAGUUUGGGCGUGUGGUCUUCAAUUCAUCCUUAUUUGACUGGCAUUGGUAUUGCAUCCAUGUGUGUUUCUCUGACAAUCAGCCUCUACUACAACACCAUUAUUGCUUGGAUUAUGUGGUACUUCUUCAACUCAUUUCAGGAGCCUCUGCCUUUCAGUCAAUGUCCCAUGAAUGCAAAUUUAACAGGCAUUAUCUCAGAGUGUGAGAGGAGCUCCCCUGUGGAUUAUUUCUGGUACAGGGAGACCCUGAACACAACUCCAACAAUGGAAGAGGACGGCAGUCUGCAGUGGUGGAUACUGAUUUGUCAUAUUUGUGCAUGGUCUGUGCUUUAUAUCUGCAUCAUUCGUGGUAUAGAGACUACGGGGAAGGCUGUGUAUGUGACUUCAACGCUUCCCUAUGUGGUGCUGACAAUAUUUCUGAUCAGAGGAUUAACCCUGAAGGGGUCUGUUAAUGGAGUCAAAUUUCUCUUCACACCAAAUCUGACAGAACUGGCAAAGCCAACAACGUGGCUUGAUGCAGGUGCUCAAGUUUUCUAUUCUUUCUCUCUGGCUUUUGGUGGUCUUAUUUCCUUCUCCAGCUAUAACUCAGUCCAUAACAACUGUGAACAGGAUGCAGUGAUUAUCUCCAUCAUAAAUGGCAUCACCUCCGUCUUUGCUGCCACUGUCAUCUACACAAUUAUCGGCUUCAGAGCAACAAAGAGAUUUGACAACUGUCUCUCUGGAAACAUCAUAGCAUUGUUAAAUGCUUUCGAUAUUGCAGAGGGUGACAUCACUGAAAGCAAUUAUAACCAGGUUGUUGGACAUUACAAUGAAACAUUCCCUGGGGUUAUUCAAGAGCUGAAUCUAGAGACCUGUAACUUGGAUACAUUUCUAAGUGAGGGAGUUGAAGGAACAGGUUUAGCCUUCAUUGUUUUCACUGAGGCUAUCACCCAGAUGCCCAUCUCUCCUUUGUGGGCUAUCCUUUUCUUCAUAAUGCUCUUCUGUCUUGGCCUGUCAUCUAUGUUUGGGAAUAUUGAGGGAGUACUGGUGCCGCUGCAGGACCUCAAAGUUUUCCCAAAGUCAUGGCCAAAAGAGGCUGUCUCUGGUGUAACUUGUGUGCUCUGCUGUCUGGUGGGUCUGAUAUUUGUCCAAGGAUCUGGGAACUAUUGGCUUUCACUCUUUGACACCUAUGGCGGAUCUAUCCCUCUGCUUGUUGUUGCAUUCUGUGAGAUGGUCUCUGUGGUUUACAUAUAUGGAAUAGACAGGUUCAACGAUGAUAUUAAGUUCAUGAUUGGACACAAACCCAACUUUUUCUGGCAGGCAUCAUGGAGGGUCAUCAGUCCACUCAUUAUGUUUUUCAUCUUGGUGUUUUAUUUUGUAACAAAGGUUACUGAAGAGAUAUUUUACAAAGCCUGGGACCCAGAAUCGGAGAAAUUCCCUACACUGGAAGAAAAGCCAUAUCCAGUUUGGGUCUAUGUGAUCAUCUUUAUAUUGGCUGGGAUUCCCAGUCUUGCUGUGCCGUUCAUUGCAGUCUGUAAAUGUUUAAAGACAAAGAAGAAGAAUGAGUCACACUUCUCUGACAACAUACAAAUGGACAAUACGAUCACCAAAUCCCAAGCCUUGUCACAGAAUCCCUGAUUUUCUCUCUUUCUUAUAUCAAGAAUAUCUAAAACUUGCUUUAAUGUUUUGAAACUUGCACAUUUCAAACAUAGUAUAACUUUCUGCACAGGGUCUCAGCCAGUAAGCGUGUGUAAAGCUUUCAUAUCUUAGCUGGGAAUCAGGUAUCUUUGAAUGGAUUCAAAAGAUUUAUUUGAAUCAUGCAUGCAUGAUUGUUUUUUAAAACUUAUUUUCUGCUUUACUGCUAAUCUAUUUCCUUUUUGACAUUUUUCUUCUCGGAUGUAUACAGGCUCACCCCACUGUAACAUUUAUUGUCAUUUUGCCUUUUUAUGAACUUAAAUUCUGGGUAGUUUCAAACGAGUUUGUAGACAUUAAAAGUAGAUAAACCUUUAGAAUUCCUACACACUUUUAAACAUCAAAAUUAAGUCUUUUAAAGACCUGAACUGAGAAAAAUUAACACCACUUUUGACGUGGUAAACGCUCAAAAGUGAAAGGCAAGAGAUAUUUCUCAGUAGACCAGACCAGGGCCAGUUUUCCUGAUUCAAUGUCCUGUUUAUUAAAUGUCAAAUGAUAACAGGACAAAAGAUGUUUUUUGGUUAUAAUUACCAAUGAAUAUAAUCAGUUAAAAAGCAGAACAAUGUUUUUUUUUCAUGGAAGACCCGUCAAAGAUUUUUAAGUGGGCAACCUUCCCAGACGUUAGAGGAUUUCAGAACAGUACAGAGAAUAUUAAAUCACAGUGAGGCAGAUAAAACCAGGCAGGGGUCCCCCAAGAAAAUUUAGACCAUCCAACACUGAAUUUAGGAGAAUAUUAAUAACACAGUUUGUGGAGGAAGAUGAUUAAAAUCAUUUAAAGUUGGCUAGAAAAUAAAGAUUAGAUAAGGACAUGUCUCAGUCAAAGUGCCUUCUAAAAUGUAAUUAUAUGACCUCUCACUAGAAAAAAUACUGACGUUUUAAGGCCUUAAAUUUCAUAUGUGCAAUUUAAGACAAUUUAAGACUUUUCAAGAAUCUGCAGGAACCCUGAUCUGGUAAAUACAGACUCUUAAAAUAACAAUGAAAGACUGAGUAGAUAGGCCUAUCAUGGGUUUCUCAUUCAGCAAAGGGAAAUGUGAUUUGAUGAAAUGAAUCUAGCAUACUAUUAUCCAGUUUCAUUUUGAGAUUAAAAAGAGGGUCGUGCCUUGGAUGAAGUAGAAGUACCAAAAUUUAUCCAGCAGGGGUCACUAUUGUCUAAAAAAUCUGGUGAUUUUGAGGCGUGAUUUAAUUAUCCACUCAAGGAGCUGCAUGCUUUUGUGUUAAAUUGUUUCUGCAUGUCUUUUACUUCUGUGACACAAUUAAUCUAUUUUCAUUAAUAACUUAACCAAGAUUGCAACUAAAAACAUUUUGUCUUUUACAUAUAUGCAUCACAUGAUCGCUGCCUUUAUUCUUUAAUAACCAUUUCUACUCCUUUCACCACCAACCACCAAAACUCUACUUUGAGGUUAUUGGUAAUAUUGCACAGUAGCAAUAAAACUUAACAAAAAGUAGCAAAUAUUAAACUAAAGUUGGGGGGCCAGUGGCUUAGCAGUGAGUAUGUGCUCCUGUGAGCAGAAAUAGAAGCAAGUGGACUGUGCCUCCAAUCCCGCAUUAUAUUCUCCAUUCCCUCUCUCAUUGAUUUUUUUCUCUCUGUCCACUGUCCUGUCUCUCAAAUAAAGGCAUAGAGUCCAAAAAUGAA
Messenger RNA from Cheilinus undulatus (humphead wrasse), 3595 nucleotides. RefSeq names its product solute carrier family 6 member 19b (gene slc6a19b). Lineage: Eukaryota; Metazoa; Chordata; Actinopteri; Labriformes; Labridae. Bases 1 to 1908 code for a protein of 635 amino acids. The record is from RefSeq and is a predicted model, not a curated record. The transcript is spliced from 12 exons. Gene Ontology annotation, cellular component: membrane. Gene Ontology annotation, biological process: sodium ion transmembrane transport.